Messenger RNA from Ceratina calcarata, 1725 nucleotides. RefSeq names its product adenosine deaminase-like protein (gene Ada). Gene Ontology annotation, biological process: inosine biosynthetic process; adenosine catabolic process. The transcript has 7 exons. Lineage: Eukaryota; Metazoa; Arthropoda; Insecta; Hymenoptera; Apidae. The coding region runs from base 206 to 1210 and encodes 334 amino acids. Gene Ontology annotation, molecular function: adenosine deaminase activity. The record is from RefSeq and is a predicted model, not a curated record.
UUCACAACAAUCUUUAAUAGCAGUUACCAGACAUAUAGCUUCCUACUGACGAUCAAUAUAAUAGCUGAUAGUACAGGGUUCUGUACUACUUCAUAAGCAAGGAAAGGAGCUGAGUUCGACGCUAGCUCUUCGCAAUUGUAAAUUGCAAUACUGAGUAAAUUAGAAAAUUAAAACACGUACUAUUAACAAAGCAUUCGUUGUUACAAUGAAUUUAGAAACAUUCUGUCAAUCUCUACCGAAAGUGGAACUACACGCUCAUCUAAAUGGAUCUUUGAGCACGGACACGUUGAAGAAAUUAUAUAAAAUGCAAAACCCAGACUCGGACGAAGUCGAGAAUUUGCUCACGGAUAUGAAAAGCUUCUCGUCACUAGGCGAGUGUUUCAAAGUUUUCGACAUUGCACAUUCGUUGACGAUAACACCUGAGGCUGUCUUUCACUGCACUUAUGACACGAUUAAAGAGUUCAGAGAUGAUGGAGUAAUAUAUUUAGAACUUAGAAGUACACCGCGUGCUGUUCACGGGAAAAUGACAAAGGAGGAAUACGUAGAAGCGAUCGUAAAAGCAUUCGAGGCAUGCAAAACUGACUUUCCAAGUAUACUAGUCAAGUUAUUAAUAUCGAUUAAUCGUAAGCAAGGGUACAAAGCCGCGGAGGAGAAUAUAAAUUUAGCAAUAAACUUUCUUAAGAAAUAUUCUCAAUACAUCGUUGGACUCGAUCUCAGCGGAGAUCCGAUGACAGGGGAUGCAUUUUUGGAAUUGCUGAGAAAAGCUAGAACGGCUGGUCUUAAAAUUGCAGCCCAUUGUGCAGAAAUUUCGAAUGAAAUGGAGACGAUAGACAUCCUCGAAUUUAAACCUGACAGACUGGGACACUGUACCUGCAUUCAUCCUACCUUGCAAGGUUCCGAUAAAUUAUUCCAAAUGCUUCUUGACUCGAGAAUUCCCGUUGAACUGUGCUUAACUUCGAACGUUCAAUGCAAAACGGUACCAACUUAUGAGGCUCAUCAGUUCAAAUAUUUGUACGAGGCUGGACAUCCUGUUUGUCUUGCAACUGACGACAAAGGUGUAUUUCGCACGUCUUUGUCUCGGGAAUAUCAAAUAGCCGGAUCAACGUUUGGUCUAGGACCGGAGGAACUUCGCGAACUGUCCUCAUCGUCUGUACAAUACGCUUUCGCGAGUGAACACGAAAAACAGGUAUUACUAUCCAAAAUCAAAUGAAAUAAUUAUGUUAUUACACAUUAACAUGACGCUGCGGCGAAAUCACUAUUGAUAUAAAAGUAAUGAUGAUUUUAUUCGUUAUGAUAUUCGUGAGCUCGUUUACAUGGAUUUACAGAUAACUAAGUCACUAUUUACGGAGUCUAUAAUAGUUAAAUGUGAUCGGGGGAGUUCCAUUUUUUUUCUUCAGUAUCAUAUAUAGUAUAUACAACAUUUAUAAUACUUAUUACAAUAUUACGCCAGUAAAUAUGGUGCACUGAUGAGAAAAUUAAUACUUACAAACCGACAGUGAAUGAUCCAGUUCAGUGAAAUUAAAUGAACGUCUUGUAGGCUAUGAAAAAUCACAAUCGAGCACGACGAAAUUAUAACGUUGUUGCUGUUCUUGUUGUCUAUCUUCUCGACAAUUUUCUUUAAUGAAUCAAAACGUUAGAUGAAACUUUAGCACCACUUAAAAAAGGGCCGAAACUAUUCUUCUCUCUACUUGAAAUAAAAUCGCGAAUAAAAGGGAUUAGCCUUUA